Messenger RNA from Chironomus riparius, 1427 nucleotides. Lineage: Eukaryota; Metazoa; Arthropoda; Insecta; Diptera; Chironomidae. The record is from the annotation of a GenBank genome assembly.
UAAAUUCUAAGUUAUUGCCAAAUUCCUCCAAAUUCAAAAUGAUAGAAGCUGGAGAUAAGCCACAGACGAACCCUUCAAAAAAGAAAGUAUCUUUUAUGGGCUAUGGAGAGAUUCACGAUGCUCAACCACCAACAUCUUAUUGGGAAACACUUGCCAAUUUAUUCAAGGGAAAUGUAGGAACAGGAUGCUUUGCAAUGGCUGAUGCUAUUAAAAAUGCUGGAAUAAUUCUUGGUCCAAUUCUCUUGACAAUAAUCGCAAUAAUUUGCAUUCAGUGCUUUAAAAUGUUAAUUAAUGGUGCUGAAUACAUAAUGAAAGUAAAUGAGUUGAGUUUACGACCAGAAUUUGCAGAAGUAGUAGAGCUGAGCUUCCUAGUCAAUAAAUCUGAAAAUGACAAGUGGAAGAAGUGCGCGGUUAUUGCCAAAACAAUCUGCAACGUUGCUAUAUGCGUCACACAGCUUGGAUUUUGCUGUGUUUACUUGAUUUUCGUUUCGAGCAGCAUAAAGUUGAUUCUUGAACAUUACGGCAUCAAUAUGAAGCUGGCCAUUAUAAUGACGAUAGUUUUGGUUCCUGUCUGGUUUUCAAUAUUGGAAAGAAAGCUGAAGAAUAUAGCAAUAUUUUCGGGACUAGCUAAUAUCUGCAUGAUCUUGGGAGUGAUUUUUACAGUUGGAUAUUCUUUAAUUGACUUGCCAUCAUUCAGUGAGCGGAAGUAUGUGAAUUUUGAGAGUCUUCCUUUGUUUUUUGGUACAGCAAUUUUCGCAUUUGAAGGAAUUGCUUUGAUUCUGCCUCUACAAAAUGCAAUGAAGGAACCGAAAAAGUUUGUUGGACUUCUUGGGGUUAUGAAUGUUGGAAUGGUUCUUGUUUCUGUUAUUUACGUUACAAUUGGAUUCUUCGGUUAUUGGAAGUUUGGAGAGGCGACAGCUGGUUCUUUGACACUUAAUCUUCCAGUGGAUCAAAUACUUGCACAAGUCAUAAUAAUCAUGGUCGCAAUUGGUGUCUUGUUUGGAUAUCCAAUUCAGUUCUUUGUGGCUAUUCAAAUUUUGUUUCCGCCAAUUGUGGAAAAAAUUGAAUUUGCUAGGAAGCGUCCAGUGACUGCAGAAUUGAUAUUCAGAUCCACUAUGUGUGUUGUGACGUUUGCAGUCGCACAGUUGAUUCCAAACUUGAGCAUUUUAUUGAGUUUAAUCGGUGCUGUAUUCUGCAGUGUUCUUGUGUUUAUAUUCCCAGCUAUAAUUGAGUUGACAACGAGAAAGGCACAAUAUAAUAGAAUUGGACUUGGAUAUUGGAUUAAGAAUUUAAUCAUCAUAUUGAUGUCCAUUAUCGGAAUGAUUUUAGGCGGUGGACAAGCUUUUUAUGAAAUUUAUUUGGGAUUUUUUAAGGACUCGAAUUAGAUUAAUAAAUAAUAUUUUAGGAAUGAAUACCUUUUUUACGGG